Anopheles darlingi is the source of this 5401-nucleotide messenger RNA. RefSeq names its product protein stum (gene stum). The transcript has 11 exons. Gene Ontology annotation, cellular component: sensory dendrite. The coding region runs from base 1 to 5235 and encodes 1744 amino acids. NCBI's taxonomy places the organism in Eukaryota, Metazoa, Arthropoda, Insecta, Diptera, Culicidae. Gene Ontology annotation, biological process: sensory perception of mechanical stimulus; taxis; proprioception. The record is from RefSeq and is a predicted model, not a curated record.
AUGUACAGCCAGCAUGAUGAGCGAAGCAGUACGGCUCGAACAUCGGCAACAGCAGCUUCCACGGCACCGCGCCACUACCAGCACCAUGGUUACGAUGGUAGUGUACGCGGCCAUCAUCACCAGCAUGCCCGGCAUCUGGACGGUUACGGUGGUUCCAUCUCCACACCAUCGUCAUCGCUGGAAAAUCAAAGAUCGCUCGAGCACAGUACAGCCAGCACGGCCACUGCCACGACCACGAGUUUGUUCGGCGAUCCGGUGCUACCGGCGACCCGCCACACCGAUCUGCUCGGUGGUGAGGAUCUGUACCAGAAUCUGAAGCACAAUAUCGAACAGUACCACGCCAAGUUGUACAGCGAGCAGGAAAAGCAACGGCAAGCGGAGCGGGAUGCUCUGUUCGAUCGCUACACAAGUCGGCCGCUUGAAGGUGGUGGUGGUGGCUUUCAUCGUGCAGCGUCUGCGGUUGGUCAUGCCGGAGAACCGACCCCGAUGGGCGAUGGGGUUGGUAGCGCUUCGGUUUACGGGGCGUUACCGGCGCGGAGCCGUAGCUUUGCCAGGACGCAGUCCGCCGGGCUUGCCGCUGAUAUCAAUGGAAACAGGACGAACCUGCUGGAUCUGGAUCUGCUGAAGAAGAACGAUUGGAUCGAUUUCACUGAGCAUGAGUACCAGCACAGCCUGAUUCCGACCAACAGCCGCACGGUGGCCGACGUGCAACAGUUGGCCAGUGGCAUCAUGAGCCGUCGCAUCGAGAAUGGUGUCUUCCAGAAUCCGCGCGCUGCGGCCGCCGCCCGUACCCUGCGCCGUAGCUCCACCACCGAUUCCAGUCUCUACGGCAUGGCAGGAGGUAUCGGGGUCGGUGGGACUGGUACGUUCGAUGAAAGAGCCACGUUUACCGUGCUAGGGCAUGGCGUAGGGUACGAUGAGGGACACGCAGUGUCCACGUCGAAUAGCGAAACGAACAGUGAAUACGAGCGGAUGUUACGGUACGGCCGGACCGACCCCUCGACUGCCAUCAUUAGAGAUAAGAUCAACACGGGCUCCAACUAUAGAGUAUCGGAUGCACGCCAGCACAAGAACACUGCGUUCACCAUCAUCAACGAGGUGCUUCCGAAAUCGAGCUCGUUCGAUAUGGCGGCCGGGAACCGUUACUCCCCCUAUCGAGACAAACAUCAGGCCGCCUCUUCUCGCAUCCUGUCUGCCAGCUCCGCUACGGGUGGUAUCAUGCCCGUGCAUCCCGGUUUCUACGGUUACGCUUACGUCGGUGGUAGUGGUGAGUCCGGACAGGAGGAUGGUGGUGGUUCCUCGAUUGUCAGUGCACCGCUUGGUGUCGGCCGGCGACGGUUAAGCCAUUCCGAUCUCUCCCUCACCUCGGCCGCCGGUCACGGGCCAAAGAAAUCGAAAACAUCGCUCUCGAUCCCCUCGAAGCAUCCGGGCCGCCGGCAGCGCGGUGUACUCGAGGUACUCCACAAGAAGUCUACGGGCGGCCAGCCAGGACCCCACAGUGCCAAAGUGACAAUCACGCAACCGUCGGAAGAUGGCCGCGGUUCGGCGACACCCACACCGAGCGAAACACUCUCCACCGGUACGACGACCGACACCGAGCAACGAAUGGUGCUGAUACCGGAGCAUCAGCUACGCAACCUGAAGCUGUUUGGCUACAAACCAUUCUCGAGCCGGCAUCCACCACUAUCACCGGUACCGGACAAAGGUUCGAUGGAGAGCUCGCAGGCCGAUUUGAAGGCCGACGGAAGCACCAGCAGUGCCGGUGGUGGGAAGAAGGACGACAAAAGCACUCUCCGGGCACCGGUUUUUAACAUACGUGGGUUACUGUUAUCACCGAGGCGCGCCAGCAAGAGCAAGGAGGCCAGUGCCACCUCACCGGUACCGGGGGACAAGCAACAGGGGGCUGGUGAGACCGUCAAGGAGGAGCCUGCGGCUGCAGCUGCCCCAGCACCCGGUUCACCACCGAAGAAGCGUCGCUUUAACCUUGCUCGCGCCAUCAUCGACAGUGCCCGGCGUGACUCCGAAGGAAACGGCGUUAAGGAAAAGAAGAAAGGCGCGAAGGGCGCAACCAAGGGCUCGAAAGGGGCGGCCGGGGGUAAGAAGGAUGCAAAGAAGAAAACAACCCCACUGGCCACACGCCGAGGUCCGAAAAGUGGCCAACGGCACGCCGAUGAUCGGUACGAUGAGGACGAUUAUUACGAUCCGUACGAGGAUCACGAUCGGGGGAAAAAGGGCAAACGAAAAACCGGAACCGGAAGCGGUGGCAUGCUCAAGAGUGCCCUCAGCUAUGCGGCCAGUUUCCGGUCGAAGAGCAAAGGGCCGGAACCGCGCCCCGGAACGGCGCGUGGCAGAAAGCAGACCGCCGCUGACUCGUCUCGCGUUGGUCCUUCCAAGGCUGGUGGUGGUGGUGGUGGUGGUGGAACGCCCGGUAGUCGGAGACGUGGUGACACGAAGAGUGCCAGCCGGGAACGAGCAGAUGAGGGUUCGCGAAUGGGAUUGCGGGGAAAGAGUGGCAGUAAGCAGCAGCAAUCGCAACAACAACAGAAGGGAGCUGGUGAUCGCGUAAAGAGCGGCAAGGGGAAAGCCUCGACGACGACGAUGUCGUCAUCGAUGAGCCGUGCCAAGUCUGCGGUUGGUGGUCGCGGACGGACAAUGCGACGGAGCAGCUCCGCCAUUGCGAUCGAUCCGGGACAGCAGCGCAAAAUGAACAAACUGUACGAGAAGAACCAGAAAGCGUCCGGGAUGAUGGCGUCUGGGAUGUCCGGAACCGGUGGUCCCUCCGGUGGGCGUGCGACCAAGAACACGAGUGCACUGGUCAGCGAGCGGAAAGCGGCCGCAGCCGGUGGUGGUGGUCUAAGCAAAGGUGACAGCCGUGGUGAGCUACGCGGAAAAUCCGCUUCCGGGAAGGGAAAAACCGGUGCUGACGGCAGUAGCGGUGGCCCUGGGACGCCCGCAUUCGAGAAGCGCGACUCGGACCGAUCGUUGAAGAAGAGUGACAGCAACCGAUCGCUGGCGAUGGGCGGUAAGGGGAAGAAGAGUGACUCGAAGAGUUCGCUACUGAAUAAGCGGACCGAUUCGCGCUCGAGUCUUCAUCAGACGGCGGGAGAUGGAGGGGACGGUACGAGUACCAGUGGACUCGAUAUUGGCAAGAGUCCUCUCAGUUCCCUCGGUGGUGGUGGUACUGAUGGUGGUGCGCUAACGGAUGGGGGCGGUGUCAAGUCGGCCCGGCCAACACCAAAGCUACAAAGCAAAGGGUCGCUCUUGAGUUUGCUGAGUUUGAAGAGCGGCAGCAAACGGAAUCUGGAUCGGGGUGGAGACGCUACUUCGGCCGGAGGAACAGAUGGUCAGAUGAUGGCGGGUGCGACUUCCACGAUGCGACUUCAAUCGGCUUCCGUUCGGGCAGCGGCAGGGGCUGCAGGGGAAGGAGGUGCCGGUGGAACCGAUUCCGGACCAGACCCGGGUGAUGUCCGGGGUUCGAAGGCGGCCGGUAUGAACGAGAAACCACCGAGCACGAAACCCCUCCGUCGGUUGUUGAGCCGUGGAUCGAUGCUUUCGAUCAAGAGCAUCGCACAUGCCCGUUCGUUCACCAACGUACGCCCACCGACGGCCGGUGGUGCUGGUGCGGGAGGUACCGGCGGUGGUGCUAGCGGUACCGGCGGAGAUGGAACCGGAACGAUGACUAAGGUGACGGAAGGUUCGCAGGAACACGACGAUACGACGGAUACGGAAACGAGCGGCCAUGGUGGAAAGGCAACUGGUAGUGAUGGUGCCGGAGGAGCUGGCGGUUCGAUGGGUGUGGCAACGCACGAGCUGACGGUGGCCGGUGAUGGUGAGGGCGAGAAGGUAUCGAACGAGUACCAGGGUGAACCGGGCGGUGGGAUGAUGCGUUCACCGAUGGCGGAACGGAACAAGCGGGGCGUUAGUCCGGGACCUCAGGACAAUGUUUCAAGUGCCAACACCGAAUCGAUGCGUGAUCGGAUGGGCGGAGCAACCGGUGGACCGAGCGGCACUGCCAGCAACAAUGACGAGUUUGAGGACGAGGAUACGAUCAAGUGCUCGAAAUGCUGCUGCGCUUGUUGUACACCAUGCUGGACACGUACCUGUCUUCCGUUUAGGCGAUGCUUCCGGUUGAGUGGUUGCUGCGGUGGCCGGCUCGGCAAGCGUAAGGCGGACGGUGAGCGGACGACGCGACCAGAACCGCAACGCAAAACGGCAGGCGAGUCGGAACGGGUUGGCUGCUGGGGACGUUUGCUUGGAUGCUGCCGGCGGUGUCGCAAUCCGAAAACAUCGCCGGAAACGGCCGUCGUAGCACGACCGGUACAGCAGGCCGCUGGUGAGAAGAAGUCCUGCUGGCAGUCACUAAACUGCUGUUCCAGCUGCCGACGUAAUAAGUCCCGCGAGUUGGUGCCACGUUCAUCGAUCGAUAGUGAUCCGGCAGACGAGGAGCAACAAUCCCGAUGUCGCUCUUGCUGGAGUAAGCUGCUGUGCUGCUGUCGACCGAAACAAGGGGGCAAGGGUGCGGCCACCACAACGGUCAAGCGACACAAGAUGGAGGAACCUGUCGAGAUGGAGACGGUGAAGUGUUGCUUCUGCUUCAAACGCCAGAGGCCAAAGGUUAAGGCGAAACCCAAGCGCAAGGUGCCAGUACGCUCAACGUUCAAUUGCUUGAGCUGCUGUAUGAUGUGCUGCCGAAAGAAGGGUGACAACCAGAGCCGUAGGACGAGCAAUCUGAGCAAAAAGCAAAGCAUAGCACCAACGAUCCCGCCGGAGGAUCUGAGACCAAAAAUCGAUAUGUCACUGGUCGAGCACUCCUCUUUGAUGCGUGGUGCGAUUCCGGUGUUACCGAUCUGCUUGGCCUACUUCUGUUUGUUUCUCAACGUGGUCGUUCCAGGCUCGGGUACGGUUCUUUCCGGUGGCCUUUGCCUGUGCAUCGGAAAGCCUCGAUUUUCGCAGCACGAUUCCAUCAAGGGUCGCAUCGGUUCGUUCAUCAUCAACUGUAUCGUCGGAGUGUCGCAGCUGUUCACGAUCAUCUUCUGUGUGGUCGGCUGGGGUUGGGCCAUCUGGUGGGGCACGAUUAUGCUCAGGCUGGCAAGACAACAUCGCAAGAUUCUCGAAAUGGAGGCAGCACAGGAUGAAGGAGAAGAGCAGACGACGCUAUCCAACCGAACCGGCGGUUCCAAUCCACCGGUGGCGCUAGUGUCAAAGACGCAUCGCGACGUAGAAACGGGUCGAUAGGGUUGGCACCGCGUCGAGGCUUACUUCGAUGUGAUUUUGAAAUUUAGUAAACCAAUCAUUGACAUUGGGCUGGCCUUGACCUUGGAGAGACAAGGGUUUCUCGGUCUGCAUUUUACUGUUAGUUUUCGAAUCGAAACCAAAGAGAAGAGGAAUAGCAACCAUUGGC